UGUGGCGUGGUCAGGCAGGGCUGCCCGUAAACACUAACAUGCAGGUGGCUUUCUCCGGAUUCUCACACAGACAGUGCGUUUCUCUUUACUGGAUUAGGAUAAAAACACGUCCUGAAGCGUCCGAGGGGCUCUCUCAGCUCGCAAAUGGACACAUAACAGAGAUGCUGGUCAUGCUAUGCUAGCUAGCUGUUCUGCUCUGUCGUGCACACCCUCGGUGGGUUUGCUGGCCAUCUGGGUUAAUGACCGCCGAGCACAAUGACCUGGCUGUAGUAGGGUUAGGUAACCUUAGUCGCCUCAGUCCACUCGUCGUUGUGUUCAGACAUCCGCUGGACGUAACAGGAUUAACAAGGCGUUCAGAGAAAACAGAGAAAGGCUCAGUAUCUAAGCUCUGGGUUCUGUAUGAAGGAUGUACUCGCCCCUGAGGAAGGACUUUGUCUCUCUGACGCUGGGAGAGCAGCAUAGCCGCAGCUACACAAACGGGAAGCACCGGAGGCAGUCGUGUUGGAGGAGAUGGAAGCAGUUGUCUCGACUGCAACGCAGUCUGAUCCUGUUCCUGCUGGCCUUCCUGCUCAUCUGUGGAAUCUUCUCUUACCCCAGCCUCUCGGAGCAGUGGAGAGCACUCUCUGACGGGGCAGUGAAGGAGGGCUGGGAUGAAAGGGAGCACCAAGGCCUCCAGCCCAUUCCUCCUGGUCUCGUCCCAAAGGUCGUCCCUGGGGUUGUACAGGAGGAGCCUCCAGAGCCACAAAGGCCGAACGUCCCCCUCCUGCCCAAACCUCAAGGCUUGAAGAAGCCUCCAAGUAAGCGUGGUCCUCCAGCCCUGCAGAAAAGAGGCAAUGUGUCAGACUGGCAGGUGAAGGACAGAGAAGAGCCAGCUAUCAGAAGAGAUGAAGAUCAGGAGAAAGAAACAAAGACAGUCAUUAGCUGGCGAGGGGCCAUGAUUGAAGCGGAACAAGGCACUGAGCCACAGCCCUCAGCUCAUGCAAAAGAGGGAGCAGAGCCUGCUGAGGUGGAAGGUGCUGCUCCUUUACAGCCAGUCUCUGUGAAGCCUGUGGAUCGGGCCGAGGCUGUGAGGGAAGCGUUCAGGCAUGCGUGGAAAGGUUAUAAAGCGUUUGCUUGGGGUCAUGAUGAGCUGAAGCCCCUCUCUAAGACACAUGGAGAGUGGUUUGGUUUGGGCCUUACACUAAUAGAUGCGCUCGACACCAUGUGGAUUCUAGACCUGAAAGAAGAGUUUGAAGAGGCAAAGAGAUGGGUAGAGAAGGAGCUAUCGUUCUCUAAGAACGUGGAUGUGAAUCUUUUUGAGAGCACCAUCCGAAUUCUUGGAGGCCUCCUGGGCACGUACCACCUGACAGGAGACUCCCUGUUCUUGGACAAGGCUAAAGACAUUGGCUCAAGAUUAAUGCCUGCCUUCAAUACGCCGUCCAAAAUCCCUUUCUCUGAUGUAAACAUUGGGAAAGGUAUUGCUCACCCCCCGCGCUGGACCACUGACAGCACUGUGGCUGAAGUCACCAGCAUUCAGCUGGAGUUCAGAGAGCUCAGCAGGCUCACUCAGGACCCGCAGUACCAGAAAGCAGUGGAUGAGGUAAUGAGGCAAGUCCACAGGCUAGAUGGGAAGCAUGAUGGCCUGGUUCCCAUGUUCAUCAACACGAACAGUGGGAAGUUCACCCACCGUGGGGUUUUCACCCUGGGAGCCCGCGCAGACAGCUACUACGAAUAUCUGCUCAAGCAGUGGCUGCAGGGUGGUAAGAAGGAGCCUGAGCUACUGGAGGACUAUCUUCAGGCUGUGGAAGGGGUCAAGAAAAACCUCCUCGGACAGACAUCGCCCAGUAAACUCGUCUUUGUUGGGGAGCUGUCCCAUGGACGACUCAACCCCAAGAUGGAUCAUUUGGUGUGUUUUCUGCCAGGGACGUUGGCUCUGGGAGCCCAUAAUGGCCUUCCAGCUGACCACAUGGAUCUGGCCGCGCAGCUGAUGGAGACGUGCCAUCAGAUGUAUGUUCAGAUGGAGACGGGGCUGAGCCCCGAGAUCGCCCACUUCAACCUGCAGAACCAAAACGGCCGUGAUGUAGACGUCAAGCCUGCAGAUAGACACAACCUGUUGCGGCCUGAGACAGUGGAGAGUCUGUUCUACAUGUACAGAUUCACCCAGGACAGCAAAUACAGAGACUGGGGCUGGGAGAUACUGCAGAGCUUCAACAAGUACACCAGGGUCCCCAGCGGUGGCUACACCUCCAUUGGAAAUGUGCGUGACCCAGUAAACCCCGGCCCCAGGGACAAGAUGGAGAGCUUCUUCCUCGGGGAGACUCUGAAGUACCUGUUUCUGCUGUUCUCCGAUGACCCUGAGCUGAUCAGCCUGGAUAAGUACGUGUUCAACACAGAGGCCCAUCCCCUCCCCAUCUGGCCCUCUGACUCCUGACAGCAGCUCCAGCUGCAGGGACUGAAUCUUCCACACAGAGGGAGAGUCCUCAAGCUCUUCAUGAGGCAGAUACUGUAGUAUUUGAGGUGGGCAGCUUUCUUCACACAAUGGGUGAACAGAAUUGCUCUGGCCUUUACCUGUGCACACACUAACGGGGGUUUUCUCAGUGGCAGUUCUUGGUGGUGAUGAAGGGUCUGACAGGACUGCACUUGAGCUAUUCUGGUGAGGCAAGCAUGGACCUAAUUGGAGGACAUAAGUGUGAAUGAAGUCAUUUGAAUUAAAGAUAUGCUAGAUGUAAAGUUGUUCAAUAAUCUGUCCACUUUGAGGCUUAUCGUCCAGCCACUAAAAGAUAAAACUGUGACAUAAGGGGUCUGUUAAAUGUCUCUCGUCAUCGACAUUUUAGGGUUUAUCUCCAAAUAAACUGAGUCACUGAAGAAAGACUGUUCAAUCACACACACUGUGACAAUUCCUAGCACUUUGAUGUACAAAUGAAGGUUUGGAUUUCCUUGCCAUUUUUUAUAUAUAAUUGUGUGUAUUGAUGCACUUGAUGUUUGUAUUUCAUCGUGUUGACUCUUCAAGCUCUCGCACAGGGACCCUGCAAGUAUGUUUAUGAAUAUUCCCUUUAUGAGAUGCAGGAUACAUUUGGGACCAUGUUGAACAGUGAGCUGUUUAUUUUUAGAGUUAUGUUUAUUUGGUGGUUGUGAGGCCCAUGAGAUUUUACGCAUCUCUGUUUAUUUUAUCUGACAUUUUUAGCACUUUAGCAAAAGCCAGUGACUUGAUUUAGGGGGACUCCCCACGGAGCCACUUGUAUUGCAGUGCUGUAGUGCGUUGUGAUCAACAGCUUUUACUAGCUGUGAAACAGGCUUCGCAGCUAAACCUAGGUUCCUUUCAAGUUGUGACAAACAAAUACUCCUUUUAGGAACCAUUUGGGGUUCACAUAUGUGAUAUUAAACAUCUUUUGGUCACCUUUUAUUACCAGUAGACGUGACUGAAUGGACUCCAAGACAUUGUUUUACACUGGGAAAUGUUAUAGCCACAUUUUAUUGCAGGAGCUAAUAAACAAUAAUUCUUUAUCAUAAUAUUAUCUCGAAUCUACGUGGAUACACUGGUGCCUGUCUGCAAAAGUUAGCACAUAUAUAAGCGUUUAUACAUCCGAUCCAGCACAUAUGUUGUGUGCAGUAAAGCUUUUUAUGUCCAAUCACUUUUCAGAGUUUCAGAGUAGCUGUUUGUCGCGGCUCAUGUGUCAUGUUUUUGUUUACCCUGUCAUAUUCCGGGCUUAUCUGUCUGUGGUCACGCGUGCUGUCAUGCAGUCAUGUGCUCUAAGCCUCCUAGACCUGUCAGACUAUGAUGAGAUAAGCCUUCAGCAACGUUGCAAGCUUCUCUCCGUUUAUUACAGCGAUGAUGGGCGUCCGUGGCCCUGCACUGUAGCAUCUUCUCCACCCAGUUCCUUCCUGCCUGCUCACAGCAGCACGGUGGCAAAUUUGACAUUGUUUUUGUGCCUUUUGAUGUACAGGAUCCUGAAACGAGUGCGAUAAACACUGACGGCUCUGCUGCAAUCCGUUUCUGGCAAUUACCAUUUGUGCUUUGCUGGCAUGCGCUCUCAACGAAAGAGCCGUGAGAGGAGACUCGUCUCAGGGUUCAGAUGCUUUUAAUACUUCGGAUGUUUUCAGAGAGUGUCUGUAAUGCAUAGUCUAAUGGAAAGCUGUGGAACUAUGCUUGAUAAUGUAAAAGUGGAAAAGAUUAUUAUUUAUUUUGCGCAGGUCUGUUUGGGUUGUCAGUAAAAGACACAUAAAGCCUAUCAUGGGUCACUGAAAGGGACUUUGUUUAUCUUAAUAGAUAUUUAAAGCAGUUUUGACUAUACAAAAUGAUAGAGCAGUUCGUUUAGUGAGCAGCUGAGCUUUCCGUUCAGUGACGGAGAGAGUUCUGCUUAAUCUACCCCAGUAAUGUUUGUUAAUAGUCUGUUUUAUCAUGGGUAUCACACUGGGCCUGGUUUAUAUUUAUAAUUUAGAUUGAAUCUGCUCUCAAAGGGAAAAAGGCUAGGACUAGAUCAUUCAUGUAUCAUGUGCAAUAGACGCAAUCCACUUUUCAGUAGGAUUUGUAGAAUCAAAGACUCCUCUGAACUCCCAGCUCCUUCUGUUUGUUCCUGCUUUAGAGAAUCUGCCUUGCUUCCUUUGGCUGCUUCGACUACUUAGCUUUACAUCUCAUGUUAUCAGAGAUUUUUUUUUUUUUUUAUUCCACUGACUGAAGCUUUGUACGAAGUUCUGUAAAUAUACAUUCAGUUUCUCUACAUCAUUUGAAUCUGCAAAUAAAAAGAUUUGACCUACA
Colossoma macropomum (tambaqui) is the source of this 4735-nucleotide messenger RNA. RefSeq names its product mannosidase, alpha, class 1B, member 1a (gene man1b1a). The record is from RefSeq and is a predicted model, not a curated record. Lineage: Eukaryota; Metazoa; Chordata; Actinopteri; Characiformes; Serrasalmidae. Gene Ontology annotation, cellular component: endoplasmic reticulum; membrane. Gene Ontology annotation, molecular function: calcium ion binding; mannosyl-oligosaccharide 1,2-alpha-mannosidase activity. The transcript is spliced from 14 exons. The coding region runs from base 407 to 2410 and encodes 667 amino acids. Gene Ontology annotation, biological process: N-glycan processing; carbohydrate metabolic process.